Epinephelus lanceolatus (giant grouper) is the source of this 4989-nucleotide messenger RNA. Its product is annotated as un-named hu7912. Gene Ontology annotation, biological process: cell-cell junction organization. The record is from RefSeq and is a predicted model, not a curated record. Gene Ontology annotation, cellular component: plasma membrane; apical junction complex. Lineage: Eukaryota; Metazoa; Chordata; Actinopteri; Perciformes; Serranidae.
GAACGGAGAGACCGCAUUGCUGCUCCGAGACUCAACACCCACUUCAGCCUCCUUCCAACACCCCCAGCCCCUCCUCCCCUCCCCUCCUCAUAAAAACACGCACAACCACGCCUCCAGAGGCACGCGCACAAGCGCAGCCUCAGACACACCUCCUCCUUCCCCUCCAUCACACACAAACACACACACACGCACAAAGCCAUAAGCGAGUGUGAGAGCAUCGAAGUGAAGUGGACAACAUGUAAAGGCAGCGUGAAGGACGAGUGCUCGGCUCCGGGAGGCUCACAGCAGGUGCGGUAGGGGUGAAGCUGCACCUCGCGGAGAACAGGCUGCCGCUUCACCAUGUCCACCGCAUCCGAUCCACUCACUGGCGUGACGGCUGUGUUGAUCUUGAAUCACACUGAAUGGAGAGUAUUAAAGUUCCUUUAAGAUGACACGAACGCACCCCCCUGAUUUACUGGCAUCGACUCUAUAUCGGGACUUCACUCUAAAUCCCAUCACAGACAACUCUAUUUCCCUCCACUCCUCGCGGCAGUGUGACUUGAAAAUGAUUGACAAACCAGAAAUCAUCAACAAAAGACACUGCCGUAGCUUUGACUUUAUUGAGUCACUGGAUGACCCCCAGUCCUUCUCUUCCUCAAUGGAGUACCCUUAUAAGAGGGCUGAGCAACAGACAUUAAACAAAGAUCUAAUGUGGAAUGGACUAGAUCAAUCGGGGCACCUUCGCUUUUCAUCUCCUGAUCUGUUCAACACCAGGCAGUUCCAGCAGCAAACCACCCAGGACAAAACCAGCCAUCUUACUUGGUCAGACUCUAAAAAGAGAACAAGAUCUAGAAGCGCUCCAAGAGUUAAGUCCACCCUUACUCCUGUGCCCAUCUCAGUGUCUCCUCCAGGAGCCAGGAAGGCAAGGGAUGCACCUCAGGCUGCGUCGGAUACCUUGAGGACUUCAGAAAUACAACGGGAAUCCUAUCCCUCAAACAGGGCUUUUUUGAAUGAGGUGCAUCCGAUCAAACUGCAGCCUCAGUCUCCUCUCUACGUCUCAGACUGUUUUGAAGAGGAUAAACUAGAUAAACCAGCCAUAACCCCUCAUGUCAGGUGCCGUGUGGACAUUAAACCAGAUGCUGCUGUUCUGCAGCACACAUCUAGGCAGGUUCCCAAUGUACGGACUGAUCAUCUUUGGCAAAGAUACUCCCAGGCCAGUAGCAGUAGAGGUUUGUAUGUACCUCGACAGAUUGUCUCCUCACCAACGCCCACUGCGAGCGAAUGCUACAGUGGAGAUUUUAGACAAGGAUACCACUAUACCACCAGCAUGUCUCCCUUCUCAUACCAGCAUCUAGACAUGCACAGAAUGCCAUCACCAACAGCACCGUAUCUGAGUCAAGAACAAAGAGCUUACUCAAAUCCUAACAUACCAACCAAGUUCUUCUAUACAGAGGACCCUGUUAGGUAUCCAGUCCACCCCUAUUCUAGAGCAUACUAUCAGGAUGACCGGUCCAGUCUAACCAGCCAUGGUAGUACAAUGACUAGUCAGUAUGAUCCAAGGACCCGAUGGGUGCACACCCUCCCUGUCAGGUCAUAUUACACAGAAAACUAUACCAACAGAGAGCCAGCACACUCUGUGUAUAGUAGGCCUUACUCCACCAGUGAGGCAGGAUCAUACUUUUCGCAAACUCCACUGUCUAGGUCCUACUAUGGAGAGGACACCCGGUUCAAUCCAUACCAUAUGAGUAACUCACGGUUGUUUUAUUCCAAACCAUGCUCUCCUGAGGAGCAGUACUAUCCACCAAGGCCAUACCAUACUGAGGGUCGUCGACGCCCUCGUAUGUCGCAGGCCUUUUCAGAUGACUGGUAUCGCUCAAGUAUAUCUGGUUACUCUAACCAGUCCUCUCAGCACACACCACCAAGAGUAAGACAAGACCCUAGUAUACCUCCGUGGUUUACUAACAGCUUUGUGGAGACAAGUAGACUAGGAGCAGAGGUCAGAAACCACUCCAAAUCUUGGGACAAUAUUCUAUAUCCACGGCAUGACAGACAGCAGUCUGUUCCUCGUGGACGUAGCUAUGAGAACCUGUUUUACCAAGCAAAGCAAGCAGCAGCUGCUGACAUUACAUCUCAACCUGUUAUACUUAACCUCUCAAGUUCACCAAGGCGCUACGCUGCCCUUUCGCUCUCUGAAACCUCAUUAGAGAGGAGCUCAAGCAAUCCAUGGAGGAAUACUAAGAGUGGACACUGGUUUGUAACUCCUGAGAUCACCAUAACAGACAAUGACAUAUGUGCAGCCAACAACAAGCGGCGUGAGGUGCACUCUGUCAGCUGGGAUACGUUGGAUGAUGAAAAGACACCAUCUCCGACAGUAAUGCAUCACAAGCAGCCACAAAAUACACCGGACAUAACCAAAGAGAGGAAACACAACAAUUUCUCCCUCCAGCAGAGUCUAGAGCAACUGGACGAACUCUUAGCUGAUUUGGUUGUUGAUUACAAACCGCCAACCAGCAGAAAGUCAAGUGAAGAUCUUUUAGACCAGCUGAAACAACUAAUUACUGAAGAUGACGACAAAGAGAGGGGAUCCUCUGGACUUGAAAACUUAGGAUGUCUGAACACACAGCUCCCGUCGUCUAAAUCCAGCCCUGACACAAUCAAAGACCCUGAUAGCGGGUGUGAUGCUUUACAAAGGAGUGCAGAGGAAUGUUCUCCAGACCACAGCACAGACGAAGACGACACCAUGGUGUGCGCUAACAAGAAGUGCAACCGGAUUGAGAGUAUGUUCAAAGCCUGCUUGUACUUCAAAUCAUGUCACAGUUGCUACACCUUUUACUGCUCACGAAACUGUCGCAGGGAUGACUGGGAGAUCCACAAAGAGACCUGUCUGUACGGCCGUGUGAACAGUGUGUGUCGACACACUCUUAAGUUCUGCAGAGAGAAUUCAGAGAUCCACAAAGCCUUCUCUCGUGUUGCUAAAGCUGGCUACCUCUCCAGGGGGAGAGGCGUUCUCUUUCUGGGUUUUGCUAAUCCGGAGACAGCUGACAACUUCCUCCAAGUUGGGCUCGAGAGCCUCCUCAUGUCUCCCACAUACUUAUCUCUCAGAGAGCUGGAUGGCUUCAAGGACAACCUAGGCGAAUACUGCAAGGAACUGCAGCAGGCAGGUAAUGAGUAUGACCCCAAUGAAUGUUUCCUUCUGAAUGUAUCCGUAGCUGUUGGUGAACUAGUGCCUAACAGACCUUCACCAAGGGUCCAAGCACCAACAGUACGAAAAUAUGCAAAGGUGUCCUUGGCCUCCUCAAGCCCUGACAAAAAGGUACUCAGGAAGGAUAGCGAAAUGGAAACUCUCAUCCUCACUCCGCCUCCAGGCACACCGGACAUUGACAAGGAGGGGGAGGAGGGAAGGAAAGCCAGAGAGGUGUGCUUUGUCAAUAUCCAGCGUGAGCUCAGGACCAGGGGAGUCUUCCUUCGUCACGAGUAUCCCAAAAUCUAUAAUCAGCUGUGUGAGUUUGUGGAGAGCAACAAAAGGUUCACUCCGACAACAAUUUACCCGAUAGAUAAGAGAACAGGGAAACAGUUUAUGUGCAUGAUCAUGGCUGCGUCCGAGCCAAGAACACUGGACUGGGUAGGUACCCCUCAUCUCCUGGAUGAUAUUAUAUAGUACAGCACUAAUAGUAAUGAUAAUGAUGUCAGCUACACUAAAUGUAAAUACUGUUAAUACAUGGUGUGGUUUAGCAAAUUGAACAUUGUAUGUGUAUAUAUGUGACAAAUCUCUCUUUCUGUCUUUCUCUCCCUAAUUUCUCUCUUCUGUCGCCACACACACAAACACUCACACAUAAAGAUGCACAGUAUAUAAACACACACACUUUUAAAGAUUGCCCUAUGUUGUUUUUGGCUUGUUUUGAUCCUGUUGCACUUAGAAGAGUUGAUAGCCUGCAUGUAGACUAGGCACAAACCCAGUUAUCCAGGUGUUUAAGAUGUGAACAUGUAUGAUCUGUGCAGUUUCUGAAGACAAUGUAUGAAGCACACAAUAUUUAUGAAGUACACAUCCCAUUGCCACCACAUAAUAAUAGGCACAGCCAGGUCUCAUAUUGUAACAUUCAUCCACUAUUGAUUUCUCCAACAAAUGUUAUAUCAGAAAUUUAUAUUAUACCUUGUCACAGUGGUUGUAAUAUUACAACUGUUUAUUAGUACUUAAGUAUUAUUUCCUAAGUAUAAUGUAGUUAUGUGGGUAUUUUUUUUAAUUAUUGCUAUAUUAAUUAGUGUUUGAUAAAGAAGUACAAUCAAACCACCUAUUUGUUUCCCACCUCAUUAAGAAUUUUAGUUGGAACUUAAAUCAUCUUGUGAUAAGACUUGAUGUCAUUCUCGUAUAAAUUGCUUUGUUUGAAAGUGGCCUUCAGUCGAAAAAAAAAAAUAAAUGCAUUUGACACAAAGCAAUGUAUAGGUUUAGCUAUUUCUAAAGGCUUGACAGCUCUUAACUUAGGUUGUUUGAACUACCAUUGUAAAUGAACAAUUAUUUUGCUCAAAGCAUGUUAUUUAUAUUCAGGUAUUUUAAUAUUGAUAUUGCUUAUAAUUAAAUUUAUUAUGUUAAUGAGAUACCAUUUGAUGCUUAGAAAUGUAAGAGGUAUAUUAUAUAUUGAAUAUUAGAUCAUUUGAACAUCAUGACCUUGAGACCUUAUUAUAACUAAUAUCACAGUAUGUUCUUAAACAAUAUGCAAUAAAAGAGCAACCUUAACAUCUAUAUUGUAAAAUGCUAUUUUAUUAUUAAUAUUGAAUAAAUCCCUGGAGCCAAGAGCUGCAAAGACUUUGUUUGCACUAAAAUAUAAAUUAUAAAUAAAAUAAGAAUGUUCCUAACACAGCUGCAGCACUGAUCCCAGAUGUAAUGAUAUGCCUGCUUCCAUUGCCAUUGUUGACUAAUCUAAGGUUGCUCUUUUACUUGAUUAUAUAUAUCUUUGUGCAAGACCUUCCUCAACUUUCUAUUUUGUGAUGUUUAUAACCCAUAUAUAAAUAUAU